Molecule: messenger RNA, 609 nt
Organism: Microthlaspi erraticum
Lineage: Eukaryota; Viridiplantae; Streptophyta; Magnoliopsida; Brassicales; Brassicaceae
Source: the annotation of a GenBank genome assembly
AUGGAGAGAUCAAACAACAUAGAUUUGAGGAAUAACUUCUAUGGCCGUUCAAGAACUUCACCAUGGAGCUAUGGAGAUCAUGCUAAUUACCAACAGGAUCAUGAUUAUCUUCUAGGGUUUUCAUGGCCACCACGAUCCUACACUUGCAGCUUCUGCAAAAGAGAAUUCAGAUCGGCUCAAGCACUUGGAGGCCACAUGAAUGUUCACAGAAGAGACAGAGCCAGACUCAGGUUACAACAGUCUUCAUCAUCAUCUUCAACACCUUCUCCUCCUUACCCUAACCCUAAUUACUCUUACUCUUCCAUGGCUACCUCUCCUCCACCUCCUCCUCUAACCCUAUUUCCCACCCUUUCUCCUCCUUCCUCACCAGGUUACAGGCCAUCUUUGGCCCGUUCCUUGAGCCCCAAGUCUAAACAUCUACCAGAAAACGCUUUUGAGACGAUAAAGCCAUCUUUUGUAGUCGAGGGUGAGGAUGCUGUACAGUUGUGCAAGGAAGAUGCUUGCAAGUUCUUGAAGAACGGUGAAAUCAUCAGCUUGGAUCUCGAGAUUGGUUCAAUCAACGAGUCAGAGGACGAUCUAGAUCUGGAACUCCGUUUGGGUUGUGCUUAG